Cydia splendana is the source of this 913-nucleotide messenger RNA. RefSeq names its product zinc finger protein 845-like. Gene Ontology annotation, biological process: regulation of transcription by RNA polymerase II. Gene Ontology annotation, molecular function: DNA-binding transcription factor activity; RNA polymerase II cis-regulatory region sequence-specific DNA binding. Lineage: Eukaryota; Metazoa; Arthropoda; Insecta; Lepidoptera; Tortricidae. The transcript has 6 exons. Bases 20 to 847 code for a protein of 275 amino acids. The record is from RefSeq and is a predicted model, not a curated record.
UACGUCCUACUUUUCUCACAUGCGCGCCAUCCACCUCGCGAAGAACGUGGCGUGCGACGAGUGUGGCGAGGUGUUCGUCAGCAACAACGGCCUCAGACAGCACAAGGGGAAAACCCAUGCCAAGAAAAUCAAGUGCGAAACAUGCUCAGCGAUGUUUGUGAGCUUAGCAGCUCUGGACAGACAUACGGACACGGCCGGCGAGCAUACGGGCCUGUGGCCGUGCGAGCAGUGCGGCGAGAACUGUGCGAGCGAGGAGGCGCUACACGAGCAUGUGGGAGACACACAUCCGACGGUGUCAAUUCGAUGUGAUGAGUGCUCGAUAUCGUUCCCGACGGCCGAAGCCUACACGACUCACGUGUCGCGCUCGCAUCUCCAGCAGAAGAGGAAGGUCGACACACGUCAGGGAAAAUACUUCAAGCGGAAGCCCUUAGAGAAGUCAGAGAAGAUAAGGGCUAUGUGCGAGUUGUGCGGACACAAAGUUGCGUUCCCAGCGUUGCUGAAGCAGCACUAUCAACUCAAACAUCAGGAGCCAAAACCAUAUGCCUGCAAUGACUGCCCGAAGGCGUUCACCUCGAGAGGAAAUUUAAUUAUUCAUAUCCGGUCGCACACGGGCGAGAAACCUUACAAGUGUAAGCGCUGCCCGAUGGCCUUCACCAUGAAGAGUAACCUCGAACGACACCAUAAGACAGUGCACCUGGGCAUCCGCGGCUGCUUCGCGUGCAACAUCUGUGGGAGCACGCUGACAACCAAGAGCAUGCUGCGCACCCACAUCGACUCAAAACAUGGCGGCCGAGGCUGGCCGAGAGGCCGCAAACGGCAACAGGCGCAGAAAUUAAAAGAGAAAUGAACCAUGAAUAAAGAUAAAAUAGAGCCUGACUAAUGACAACUUUCAUCAGCCAGCAAAAACAACGCG